UGAAUGGUAAUAAAUUAAAUUAAUUUCCCCAAGUUGCAUCUGUUUUGCCUGUGAUGGUAAUUGCUGAGUGAUCCCCCUGUACCUGUGUCAACCCACGAGCCUUUCGUUAUUAUUUUCUUCUCCCCUGCCUGGUUGAGGAGGGGGGUGGUAGAGUGGCUGUGGGGGGUGCCUGGUGUCCAGCCAGGGCCAAACAUCACACUCAUUUUGCAAGCUCUGUGUGGAUUAGGAGCUGGUCUGUGUCCUGAAGGGCUGAGAAAAGCCAGGAAGAGAAAGGAGGAGGAAAGGUGAUGCCAAGGAGAUACUGGCUAGGUUGCCUAGGUGCAGCCUAGAUGUCCUGACUCAGCUCCUUACUCACUGGGCUGUGCCACUUCUGCAGGAUGAAUAAUCUUAUGGAGCAGCACAGUUACGGUGGUGACUCUGCUAUCUGCCCACCUCCACAUAUCAAAGAUCUUAAAAUGUUUAAUUCAGUUUAGCAUGGUUAGUGUUUUCCUAGGAACAGUCUCAGAAGAGCAGGGUUUCAUGGUCCCUCCAGGCUGUCCUUGUCCCCGGUGGCAGCCAGCACCCCAGUGUUGGAGGAUGCCACGAGGACCCGUUGGGCAAUUCUUUCCAUGAUUCACUGGGAGCCUGUACAUACAGCAGUCAACAGGAGGUGGGUCCCUGUUAGCUAUCUUUUUCACCCAACUCAUCCCCUUGUCUCUGAGGGAGGGGGAUAUGGUUAGAGCACAGGUCUCAGGUCUGCUGGGUCCUCUCUGAGAUGCUGCUGGGGCAGUUCUGUGACUUCAAGCUGUUUACUGAUGGUUUUCCACGUGUAAAAUCAAGUUUCUUCCCACCUGGCUCCCAAAGUGCAUCAUCCAGUUAAUGCCCCCUAAGCAUCUGCGAAAUGAAGCACUUUCAGGGGAUUUGGUGCUGUUUCUAUUCACCUGUUUCUGUUGUAUUUUUUGUGGGUGUUAAAAGAGCCGGCAAGAGCCCCAUCAUGUCCAGUCCUUUGAAAAGGGAGAGACCAGGUUCAGGGGGAGAACUACUCAUCAGGUGUGAGAGCUUGUGUGUGAAGCUCGGCUGGGGGGCUUUUGCAUUGCUCAGAAACAGCUGGCAGAGGCCAUGUACCACUCCAGCUGCUUAUGGAAUAUAUAAAGCGCCGUUAGUGCCAGGUAUCACUGCUGCGGUGAGUUGCCAGUGUGCCCACCCGCUGUGCAGUGUGUGGCUGUCUCCAGCCCACUGAUUUCUUACAGACAGGAGGUAGGAAAUGCUUUGGGAGACCAAGCAAGACACGCAGGAGGGGUGCAAGGGGCAGGAAACCAUGUUCUCCCUUGCAAAGAGCAAUGCUGUUCGCUGCAGAUGGUUUUUUCCAUGCUGAGGUAUCAGAAUGUCUUGCAAAGCCAGAAAAGUGCUGUUAGUGGCUUUUGGCAUUUGAGGAGAGAUGGAUACAGAGGCUCAUUCACCGCGGGGUGAUCUGCCAGCAGCGUGUGGCAGCCAGCCUGAGCCUUUAUUCUAGCUUAGGACUCUGGCCAUCUGUACCAGGAACAAUCCUUGAGCUAAAAAUAAUCUCUCGACUUCUGGGAGCCACACAGAGUGGUUGAGGUUUGAGGUUGAUCUUUGGGAUUUUGGCUGGAAACCCCAAAGAUAACGGGCACGGCUUUCACCUGCUGUGGAGCAUGUUUGAACCCAGCCUUUAUGGGCUGUGUGACAGUGUCUCCCACCUCUCCCCCUGGGCCACCCACAGCCCUCAGACCUCCUCUCUGGGCUGUAACAACAAGCAGGUUAUGGCAAUCGCUCUCAGAUGAUGCUCGGACAUUUUAGCAGUAAGGUCAAGGUAUCUUUUCUCAUCUUAAUGUGUUUUUCUUGAUGGAGAGGGUGGGCUUGAGAUGUUUUAGCCAGCUCAAAUGCUUGAUAGUUCCCACACGCUGAGCUUCCUUUUAAACGCCCACGUGCCUUGCUCUGCUUUUUCAUUUGUAUAGCGUCAAUUAAAUGUCAGGGGAAAAUGAGGUUUAUAUGUGCUGGUGAAGUAAGUGCCGUAUGACAUCAAUUAGGGGUCUUGUACCGUGAGUCUUCAGAAUUAAAAUGAAAAUGCAUGAAGGGUGUAGCAAAGGGAGCAGAGAUAGACAGUAAAUGUGUGGGAUUAGGCUUGUGACUGCUGAGUUGUUACAACUGGAGUUUUUUCUACUCUUUUUUUGCACCUUUCCAUCUCAAAGGAAUCCGCGUGCCUUGUCGAUCAUCAUCCAUUUUGCAGGGUGAGCCAACUUGAAGCCUUCUCUGCUUACUGCCCCAGAGAGCGUGUUUUCACUUGUUCUUGUCUUGUUUUUCUUCCUCCAAAACACCCACCAGUUUCCCCCCAGGCAGGAACCACCGUGGCACUUGCUGUGCAUGGGGAGGGUCUGCACAGAGACCUUCAUGGAUGGUUGGGUUAAAUUUGCCCAAAACAGUGCAGAACAGCCCUGUUCUUCUUGGAAGACUGAGGUGCCUGGCUGUCCUUAACCCUGCUAGAGGCCAAACUGCACGGUGGCUGCCUGAAUGUCCUUAUGCAUCCUGGCUGGAUGCGUCUUUGAUCAGUUUUGUGAAAGCCAUUUCAAGUGGGACUCAGUCCACUGGGCACAAGGGGGCUGGAGAUAAGGGUCUUUGGGUGAAGAGGGGGCCGGCUGUGUUUUCAUGCCCCUCUAGUCUUGUCUCGUGGGAAGGGGUCAAUUGCUGGAGAACCAGGUCUCCACAUACCUUCAAAAAUAUUCCUUGCUAAAGCUAAAGGUACAGACAAUCUUUUCGUUGAAAGCCUUGGGGAAAUGCUGAUUUUUGGGGCCAGAAGAUCUUAAGAGCUUGUGUACCCCUUGCAGGUAGCAUCAGCCAUAGAUCUUCAGCUGGAAACUUCUAUGCUUUCUGGUUGGGUUGCUUUCUGAAUGGCAUGCAUCUUGUCGGUAAGUUAGGUGGGAGCAAGACUGUGUCCUGAUCAGGUUUUCCAGUGCUUCAGUUCACCCUCAGCAUAACACGUGUGGAGUCUUUUAACUGUUCCAGGUUUCAAAGGGGAUUUGUGUCAGUCAGUGGCCAGUUGUGAGUACCUAUACUUGCCUGUGCCAAGAACCCGCAGUCCUCUUGGAUCGUCUUGAGUUCCCAUUUGCAGGAUCUUACUGUCCUUGUCCCUAUUCCUUGGCAUUUUCCCCUCAGCAAAAGGAUACCUUAGCUGUCGACCCUCUCGUGACUUUCCAUUGUAUUUAAAUCUCCGGAGGAAGCAGAUAUCCCAGAUUUUAGAUCUUUCCUAAGGUUUCUUUCAUACCUGGCAGGGGAUAGGUUUGCAAUCAGAGCAGCUAAAUCGAAGCUGGGAUUGCAGUCCCGGGUGUGACCCUGGCCCUGUGAGCACGGUGCCAUGGCAGGAGGGCAGGAUUUCGGCCAGGUCUGUGGCUCACAGAUGUCCUUGUUGGCAGCAGCAUAAUAAACACUUAAAUUUGCAAAGUGAAAACGAUUUAUCCUGCCAGUAACUUACCCUGAGCUUUUUAAGUCUUACUUUCUGGGCUGUAUUUAUUUAUUUCAUUCUAUGAAAAACAUGUUUGUGCUCAAAUGAAAUGCAAGUAUCCCUUUAUCCCUGCUGCGUAAUUUACUUUAAUUUGCCUUCCUGUGGAGAGAGGAAUUCGCCUCCCUGAUUCUGUUUUAUUUUAUUUUUUUUCCAACAGAAAAUUGUCUUUUUGACUGGAGAGAUCAAAUAUAUUGGGAUUAGCUUGAGGGAAACAGCCCAGCUUAGACUAGAUGUUCUCAUGAAUGUGAGAAUGUCUAUGAAAAGCUAAUUGCUAUUUUGUGUAAUGAUGGCAUCCAGGCAGAGCCAGAGCUGUUGGCUGCAGGGCUGUUCCUGACAUCCUCACACUGGUGAAUGUCGCUGUUUUAUCUGUGGGAAACCAUCCUCUCACUGGGCAGCAGGAGCUGUGGUCUGUCUUUAGCCUCCUUCCCAGGCUGGGAGUAUUCAGGAAAUAGUUUUUCCUAUUUUUAUGUGAGUCAAGAAUAAAAAAUACUUUUUUUUUUAGGGUUUAUAUUUUUAGGGAUAGGCAAACUAGUACUGGUAAGCAAAUCCAUUGUGAUUUUGCUUAACCUAGUACAUUUUCCUAAUACUACAAGGUUUGCCAGUGUCUGUUAGAACAAGCCAGGACAGAAGAAAGUCCAUUUCUGUUGACCGAGAUAAAUGCUGAGUAACUCUACUACUAAGGUGUUUUGUUCACCUGGCUUAGGCAAAUGGUUUUGUUUAAUGUCACCGUUGUUAUCUGGAUUUACUUUGCAUUUUCACCGGGGAGCCGAGGAGCACCCAUCCCUCCAGCUGCCGCUGCUGCUGCCGGAGCCAGGCGCAGGCAGGGCAGGUGGAGAGGGCUGAGGGAGCCUUGCACACGCCUGCAGGAGAAACCCACUCAACUUGUGAGAUGUAAACCACCUGGGGACUGAAAUGAUGUGCUGAUUUAUUGAUGAGAUGUAGACAACUGGCCAUCAGUGAAGCAUCAGCACCAUUAUCAGCAGCACAACAGGUAAACCCCAGUGCUAGAUGCUUACAAAAUAUUGAAAGCACCUACAGAUUUCUAAACUUCUGUACCUGAUCUCCCCCCAAGACCAAAUCCUGCACGCAGGCACGGGUGCGCAGUCAGCAUACACCCCCUGCUCCACUGGGAAGGUGGCUUCCAUGGUUUGCAGACCCCAGUGCUGGUGGCACCCUGCUGCCCUGGCAUAGAUACUUCAUUUACAGAGUGAUCCCACUCACAGAAUGUUUUUGCACGGAGCUUAGCAAGCAGCAGAUAAGCUUUUCCAUGCUGCUCCCCAGGGCAAGGCUGCAGCCAUCAGGCACUGGGCUUCCUGGUCCAGGGAGGCCCCUGGGGCUGGUCCAACCUCCCACUUAUGGGCAGAGGAGGCUGGGGAGAAGCUCUCUGAUGAUGGGAAGAAAAGUCCUGGAAACAGUGGCAGGAGAGGCAGGUUGGCUGUUCAGCAGGUGAGGGGAGGAAGGGUCUAGUCUUCCCUUUUUUCAGGAAAAUCUGCUGUCUGGAAGAGGGGUUUGAAGCCUGGGGUUUGCGUCCUCAUAGCGGAGCCUGGGCAGAUGCUCGGGGCUCUGUCCAGCUGUGCACAGGUCUGGGAAGAGUCAAUCUGCCGGCUGGGUGGCCAUGGGUGCUGCAUUGCUGAGCAAAGGGAAUAGAUGAACAUUGCUGAGCAAAGGGAAUAGAUGCACAUUGCUGCAUUGCUGAGCGGAGGGAAUAGAUGCACAUUACUGCAUUGCUGAGCGGAGGGAAUAGAUGCACAUUGCUGCAUUGCUGAGCAGGGGGUGGGAGCUGUGGGUGCUGCAUUGCUGAACAGAGAGAAUAAACCUGCCGCCGCCUGCCUGCUCCUGCCAGCUGCUUCCCCAGGCUGGAGCCAGCUGCAGCGGUGGGGCUGGAGCUGCACGACUGAUUUCGCAGGGUGCAUGCACAGGGCUGGUUACGGCCUCUCUGCCGGCCCUGGCAGCUGCUGGAGCAUCGCUGGGUGCAUGGCAUGGCAGCAAGCGCGGGCAGCCCCAGUGAGCCCUGCUGCGGAGCCUGACCCUUCCCUGCAGCGUGCAGGGGCCUCGCUGUGUCUGCAGGUGAGGAAAGUCCAGAGGAAAGCGGUGCCCCAGGUCUGCUUUUCAAAAUGACUGCUAAUUUCAUGUUUUGGACAUGGCAAGGAGUAGGUUCCCUGCAGUGCUCUCAGUAUCCAAACGUUUCCCGGCUGCCCGUAAGCUGCAUCCUUGGUGCUUCUUGCUGCCCGGGGAGCUGGGAGGUGCGUGUUGGCAGCCGGGCACAGAGGAUGCUCCUUGCUCACUGCGGGCACAGCCCAAAGCCUGGGGACAUGGGCAGUCUCCCCAGAAGGUGGUGGGAGCCAGUGGCUCUGUCUCCCCCCUCCCUGCAGGCAAAGGUGGUCUGGAAGGGGAUGAGCCUCCUCCCAUGCCCAAGCCUGGUCUCCCCACCAUAGGUUGAAUUUGAGCUGGGAGCACCAGGGAGCAGGCAGCUGCCUCCGCGCUUUGCCUGCUCAGACAAAAAGCGCAGCUCUGCAUGCUCUAAACCUUGCUGGUGACAUGAGGAUGUGCCUUGCCCUGCUGCCUGCGGCUGUGGGCUGGCCCCUGAGACCACCCUGCCUGCUCCCCAUCCUUCUCCCACCUUCUCCCCCUCCCUCCCUGCCCCCCUGGCUCCUAGGAAGCCUUCAAAUAAAUCUUGGCAUUUUGAAAGGCUGUUUUCUCCCCCAGCCUAUGUGUCAGCACUAAUCUGGGGACAAACAGCUGCAUUUAUAAGAAGAAAAUAAAGACUCGGCUCCCACUCAGUGGCAUAAUGCGAGGGGCCGUUCCCGGCAUGCUGGGGAUGCUGCAGGGAUUCUUUACUGGACAAAGAAGCAAUUGAUGAACUAGGUCAUGGCGGGAGGAGAUGGUACGUGGGAAAAGCGCUGAACAGAGAGGCCUCUGAAAAGGAAACCAUUCCCUGUGGAAGAGGCAGCCCCAGGCAGCCUGCCUUGCCCAAGGGGACCUGUCACGCCUGUGCCCUGGUCACCCUGCAGGCAGAAGGAGGUGGCUGGGGACCAGGGCACCUGCAGGUGUGCUGCUUUGCAAAGGACAGGCUCCUCUUUUGUUACUGAAGGGUGCUAAAGAGAAGGGAGAAGCUUUCAGAGCCUUCUGGGUGUGUCUUUGGAGACUAGAGCAUCGUUUGGGGUACCCGCCACAGCUCUGCCAGCUGAGUGACUGGCGCUCCAGGGUGAGGUUGUGGCUUGCUGUGUUGCUGUUUCGCUAGCCACACAACAGGAGAGGGCAAACCUGUGUCCCAGGAUCAGGGGCAGGAGUGGGUAAACCCUGAGAGUGCCCCCUCAGUGAUGGGUCUGAUGCUCAGGGAGACCCUUUGCCAUUCCUUCUCCAUGUUUCCUUGGUGGUUUAGGGUCAGCAGGAUCUGUCAGCCCCUGUUAGCAUCCCCUUAUGCCCUGGCCAGUCGUGCAGGAGCUCCUCUGUGUCUUGCUGAUGGAGUGUGAAGCACCACUUGCUUGGCCUGGAGCUGCAGCCCUGCAUGCUGAGCAAUAAAAGCCUUUUGCUGCACCUGUCCACCAGCUUGUGCCAGUGCCUUGCCCUGCUGCGCCUGUGCCCCAAGCCCUGCCACAGCUGGGCCACUUUGUAUGCCAGAGGGUUCCUUGCAGAACCUGGAGGAAUCGUUCCUGUGGGAAGGUAAUGCCUUCGGUGACAGAACCAGAGCAGGGUGGCUUUGGCAGUGCUGAGCGUGAUGGAUGUAGGUCCUGUCCCCUGCUUCUGCAGGAGCCUCUUCCCUUGUGCCAGCGUGUGGUGCCUGGAUGCGGGCAGGAUGGGAGGGGGCCGGCCACGGUGCGUUUCAGAUGGUGCUGGCUGUCAGGAGCAGUGACUGCCCCAAGGCAAAAUGCUCCAGGCAGGUCCCUGCAGCUGCAUCCCAUCCUGGGAUAUUGCUUGGUUACCUGUCCUUGGGUCUGAGCAGGGCUAAAGCUGUGGCCCUGUAACCUCGUUGAUGUGCCCUGCCUGAUCUGAGUGCUCUCCACCGAUCGUGGCCGUGGGCUCCCCUGUUCAUGACAGCCCACUGUCCUGCUGAUGUUUGCCAUGCAAUCAGGUAGGAGCCUGUGUGUCAUGCUGAUUUUGCUUGAUCUGUGCUUGAUCCGUCAUGGUCCAUGACUGGAAUCCUGCAGUCUGUGUGGGACUGCCCUGUGGUGGCAGCUUUGGGGUCUGGCUGCUUUCAGAAGUUUGUGCUGUUGUUCACCUGUGUUGCAGCGUCUCAGCCUGGAGCUCGCCUGCUGCUCGUGUCGGGGAUCCCUGCCCCACAGCUCGGCUCGAAUUCCUGCCCUGCUUAGCCCUGCCACCACAUCCAUCUGUCCCGGUUUGGCAGCUCUUUUUGGAUGUGGGCUGGGCUGUGGGUGGAUGAGGUGACUGGUGCAAAUAUUUCAUGCAUGGCUUAGUGCAGAUUUUGCCUCACCCUGUAGAUGCAAAGUAGCCGUGAAAUAAUCCACGGGGUCAAGGGAUGCUGGUGCAGCUCCUUGUCUGGUGCAAGACCUUGGUCAGAAAUGUAGGGAGGGCAGAGCUUAGCUUUGUUUCAGCUGGCAACAUUGAAGAAUUACCCUUUAUUGACCAUUGUCUCAUCUGGUUACAGUCUGACAAAGCAGCUCGCCAGGGCUCAGCAAUCUGAGCACAUGCCAUGAGUGGAAGGUGCUCAGACAGCUUUGUAGCAUACCAACGGUUAUUUACAGUUAUCCAGGAGCAGACGCCUUACUUGCCUUGCUCAGGGUGUCAGAAGACCGUUUUCCACUGGAUUUGCCUCUCCUGCAUUUUUCUAAGUAACUAGAUGUGGGAGAAGGGAAAGGAUAGCAUGUGGCUUUGGGGGGGUGGGAGCCUGGUGCUGUAAAAGGCAGGAAGGGGAAUGGAAGGAGGGGGGGCUGGCAAGGGAACUGUGAGAAUCAGAGCAGUGGAACACGAGCAAAGGCACUGGGGGCUUGGAGUCAAAUUCAGGAUACACAGACAGGAGGAGGGUUGCUGGGGCAUUUCCUUGUUCUGUGAUUCUUUUGGGCUUGUAAGGAACUGUAGGAACUUAGAAGGAACUUAGAAGGAACCUGCCAAGUGAGCACCCUUUUAAGAUUGUUUCCUGCUAGCACAUCAAGCUAUGACCCGCUGUCUGCAACAGUAGCUAAGACCUGUCUAGAGCUCUGGGCUAAUGGAUGUAACCUUAGGAUGUGGCACAUGACCCGUGCUAAAAGCCUAAUUUAGACACGGUGGCUUUUAACCCAAUAUAAGCCGGCUAAGCAAGACCGAGUCCUCUGGACUUCUCCUGGGCUGCACUAUCGUGUGUUGAAGGUGAUGCAUCCUAUCUACCGGAAACCUUUGGAAAGUAUAACCGCUGCCCCCAUGAUGUGCGAGGCAGGGCUGAUCGCACCGGAGCCCUCCGGCCCCAUGCAGUACUAUGGUGAGUCAUCGGACACCUACUACCACAUGGACCGCUGGCAGAGGCUGCGCACGGCUGUCAGGAAGCUGGAGUUCUGGGAAAACUUCAACGCCGAGCUGAUAGGCAGCGGCUUCUUCUCCAAGGUCUACAAGGUGACCCAGGCUGCUGCUUGUAAAGUGAUGGUGGUGAAGAUCUACAAGAACAACGUGGACCAAGAAGUGAUUGUGCGUGAGAUCAGCCUGCUGCAGAAGCUGUCCCACCCCAACAUCGUCAGGUACCUUGGGAUAUGUGUGAAGGAUGACAAGCUGUACCCCAUUCUGGAGUAUGUGAAUGGGGGUUGCCUGGAAGAGCUCCUGGCCAGCAAAGACAUUGCUUUGACGUGGAAGGAAAAAGUGGACUUAGCUUCUGACAUCACCAGAGGCAUGAUCUACCUGCACUCCAAAAACAUCUACCACCGGGAUCUCAACUCCAAGAACUGCCUCAUUCGAGUGACGCCGCGGGGCCGUGAAGCACUGGUGACAGACUUCGGGCUGGCCAGGGAGGUGGUGGAGCUGCCAGUGAAGGACGUGGAGAGGAAGCUAUCUCUGGUGGGCUCUGCUUUCUGGAUGGCUCCUGAGAUGCUGCGGGGAGAGCCCUAUGACCGGAAGGUGGAUGUGUUUUCCUUUGGCAUUGUUCUGUGUGAAAUCCUGGGCAGGAUCCCAGCUGACCCUGAAGUGCUUCCUAGGACUCAGGAUUACGGCUUGGAUGUUGCUGCCUUCCAAGGGAUGAUUGGCGAAUGCCCCAAGCAGGUGAUAGAUCUUGCUGCCAGCUGCUGUCGGGUGGAAGCAUUUAAGAGGCCAUCUUUCUCCGAAAUCCUGGAUGCGUUGGAGGAUGUGGCAGAGAGCCUGGAGUCUAGGAGGGACAAUCAGCUUUCGGGCUGAGCUGUCUGCCUCCUGUGAAGCUUGGCAGAGAAUCACCUGAACUGUAAAUUAACUGUCUGGGGUGUCAGGAGUGAAGAAGGAAGAUGGGGAAGGGAAGAGCUAAGUGACGUGCUGGUGUUUAUUUAAUCAUAGUCUCAGUUUCUAAUUUCUUGGAUGGAAAACAUGGUUAAAAAUGGCGAAGGGACUUACCAAGGGUAUAUUUUUCCUAGCUAAGAUUUUUAACAGAUGUAAUUAGGACACCAAGCAGCCUUUGUCUGUUUGCUUGUUAAAAGCAAAUGAUCCUGGAGGGACCCAAAUUCCCUUGAGGAUGCUUUCCAAAUCCCCAACAGAAACAUCAUCCUCUCCUGCUUCCCCACACCCAGGGCCUUCCCCUCCUCCAUCCCCAUGGCCUUGGGGAAUCGCCUCUCGGGGGCCUGGGGUCUGUGCAGUGUGAAGGAGAGGGGCUCUGGGGUGCUUGGUGAGCCUUGGUGUCGCCUUAUUUUUAAAGCCUUAAAGCACCCAUCCAGCAGCCUUGCAGGAGCAGGUACCCUCUGCAAGAUCUCUGACUGGGUCUCCUGGCAUCGUGCUCAGGGCACAGCCAGGCACGGAGGCAUCUGGCAGGGGUUUGGAGAGUCAACAGAGCCACCCAUGGGGUGCUGACCUGUGCCAGCCGAGGUGAUGGGGAGGGUGUGCCUUAUCGUGAUACGGACUAACUGACUAAUGUCUCCUCUCAGAAAAGCUUUGUCAGACACAUGUCCCAGCAUCACGGCAGUCUGGGUUUCUCCCUGCUGCCCUCAACUGGGGCUCAAAGAUGGAGGGGUCUGCCUCCCCCUUUCUUGUCCUGCUGCAAACACGGCAACGAGCACAGGGCCAGCAGCUUAUGAGGCCAAAACAGGGAGAGCUGGGUCCAGCAUCACCCAGCAUGUCACCCAUUUCUCUGCCUGGUCCAGCACCCAUCACCUCCUUGACAGGGUGGGACACCCUCAUGGGCCCCAGGGCUCAGGCAGCCAGGAAGGGACUUGGUUUUGAUACUGUGUUUUCUUCUGUGGGCCAGAGGAGGGUGCUGGGGCCGCGGAUCCAAACCAGAGGUGGAAAUAAUAAUGCCUAGAAAUAGUUUGGCGUUUCAAAUUAAGAGGUGAACAGUCGAGUCCCUGCCCCCAGAUCGGCUGAUUGCUGGGCCAUUGGUCUGAAAGACAUGUUCUGCUGGAACCAAAACGUUUGUGGAUGUAAAUAGGUGUAAAGUCUGUAUAGUGGUGGAGCUGUGGCUCUGUUCUUGUAGACUGUAAGCUCUUGGAGCAAGGAUCAUUCAUCUGUCCACCAAAAAGUAUUUCAGUGUUUAGCUCAAUGGGCCUUCAACCUACAGUUUGAAGGAUGUUCUCCCAUAUAUAGUUGUUGACCCACCUGGGGGCCUCAUCUCAAGCUCUUGGAGCUGGAUUUGGUGUCACAUAUAGCCUGGUGUCUCUGUGCCAUGGUACCUGCACAAGGGACUGUCAGUGUGCUGGGACAGAGACUUGGUGGAGAAGCACGGUGCAUUUUCACCAGGGAUUGUAAGGAAUUGGGAGCUGGCAUGAAACGCACUGAAUGGCACCAGGGCCACCAGCUCAGCCACAUCUCCAGGGGACAUCUGCAGCUCCUCAUUCCCCAGAGGUGCCAUUGUGCUUUUGUGGGAUACGGACUUACUUGCGUAAGAAACCUCCUGCUCAACAGUAAACUGCCCAGAAAAUACCUUCAUCCCAGCUGGAUACUGCCAGUGGCAGGGAAGCAAAGCUUCAAGAAGUAGGAGACUGAAAAUAAGGGAAACUCUUCAGCCUGAAGGAGGGAGAAGUGGCCACUUUUUGACUUGCACCAGUUUGGGGACUUAAGAGCAGUGAAGUGAAAUGGACUGCAACAGCAGUGCAAACAGCACCAAUGGGUGCGUGUCAGUGAGAGCCAGCCACCAGCAGCAUCACAGCAAUGCAUUGCACAAGAACCAGAGGGUGUAUAUUUGCCUACCAGGAGAUGGACCUGAGGAGAUAACCACAACCUCCCAGGGCUUCCCAGGCUCCCCUGGCCUUCCACAGAGGAACAGACUUGAGAACGAGGAAUCCAACAGUCUGUCCUAACACCCAAGGCAUUAAGGAUACAAAGUCUUCCAAAGGCCACUCUGGAUGAAGGAUAGCUGUCCACCUCAGCUCAGUUGCUGGCUAGACACGUUGCUUUCGCAAAGCCUUUCCCCAGCCUGCCCCGUGCUGCCUGAUGUGACAAGCUGGAGCCUGUUCUUCCUCUGGCCCUCCUGCACAAGAGCAGACUAAAGGCAGAUCCCUCAACACGCCGACCCCUCAAACAGCCUGUGAUGGGGUGAAGGUGUCUUGUUCUAGGGGCACUUCCCUGCGGAGCUGCUGCCCUGCUGGCCACCUCCUUCCCAGGACCAGCAAGGCUUGGUGCUGGCGGUGCCCUGCUGCAGACUGGGCUGAUUCUUCCUCUAGUUAGACAUCGGGCUCUGGUCCUGCAGAACAGCAACAGUGAGGCUGGGACACUGUAGAAAAGGCGUGUGGAGUUGCACAUACUUUGGUGAUGCUAUGGUAUGAAGGAAGAUCUUUUGGGUUUUUUUAUCUGCUUGGACAGAAGCAGCCUGCUCAAGGGUUAAAUGGGGGGAUAUUUUCUGCACAGAGGAUAGCAUCAACCAGCACAGUCUGAGCUGUGAUGGAGCAGAACUAGGUUCCUUCUGCGCUUGCCAUGUGCCUCAUCCACUCUCACAGCGCGGCCACGUGCUGGAUCUCAGGUGACUGAAGGGUAUUGGGUCCUUGCUGGAAGGACCUUUGGUGCCUGCUGCAGGGGCAGGUGGGACUGAGACUGUAUACAGGCACCAUAUGGAGUAGAAAAGCCCAUGCUGGGAGCGUGCAGAGAACAGUUCCAGGUCUGGGAAUUUGUCUGGUGCAUCUCAUGGACUAAGAGUUUCUCUUCACUGGUGAGAGCUGGAGGGAGAGGUGAGCAUGGGAAACCUGCUGAAAUGCCCUCCAGGUACGAGCCCCUGCGCUGGAGCACAGAGUCUAGUUUCCCCACACCUCUCUGAUGCAAAGUCCAAGUUAGUGGUUGAAUUUCAUGCCUCAGAGUCCUGGCACUGAACUGAAGUCAGUGUGACGGUGAGUGGAGGGUUUGGGCAGCACAGCAGGCUUGCCUCUGCUGGACCUGACCAGCAGCUGCCACUUCUCCUCUCUUCCCUCUGUUGGCCGCUUGCUCCGCAGGUGCUGAUGGCCUGGACCUGGCCAUGCUGCGCCCCACGGGCCAUGGUGUUCCCACAUCCUCCAUUGUGUCUUUGUUUGUUUGGUUUUAUAAAUGCCAUUUGGGAAUAAAGUCUAAUGGUUCUUUUCCA
Molecule: messenger RNA, 13139 nt
Organism: Falco peregrinus (peregrine falcon)
Lineage: Eukaryota; Metazoa; Chordata; Aves; Falconiformes; Falconidae
Product: dual specificity testis-specific protein kinase 2-like
Exons: 9
Coding region: 8804-9808 (334 amino acids)
Biological process (GO): actin cytoskeleton organization; protein phosphorylation
Cellular component (GO): cytoplasm; nucleus
Molecular function (GO): protein serine/threonine kinase activity; ATP binding
Source: RefSeq, a predicted model, not a curated record